Amaranthus tricolor (Joseph's coat) is the source of this 812-nucleotide messenger RNA. RefSeq names its product single myb histone 5-like. The transcript has 3 exons. The coding region runs from base 164 to 685 and encodes 173 amino acids. Gene Ontology annotation, molecular function: double-stranded telomeric DNA binding. The record is from RefSeq and is a predicted model, not a curated record. NCBI's taxonomy places the organism in Eukaryota, Viridiplantae, Streptophyta, Magnoliopsida, Caryophyllales, Amaranthaceae.
UAGUGUUGUAUAAAACAAACGAAGAAUUAGUAUAAACAUGAUUGUGUUUGUAACAUUCAAGAAAUAACAGAACACGAUUCUUUCUGAUCCGUCCUUUUCUCCGUUGAUCACUAAUCCCUAAUUUCUACAUCCUUCAAUAAUACUUCGGAUUCUUCAGAAACAAAUGAAAAAUAGAAAGAGAAAAAUCGGAAACCCGAGGCUAAAUUGGACUCCAGAAGAAGAAAAGGCAUUCAGAGAAGGCGUAGCCAAACAUGGCGUCGGUAAAUGGAAAAUCAUCCUCGAUGAUCCUCAAUUCAGCCAUAUUCUCCGUUCUCGUUCCAACAUCGAUACCAAGGACAAAUGGAGGAAUAUGAUUCAUGCAACACCAAAGCCAAAGCGGACUAUUGAAGAUCAGAAAAUGUCGGAAGCAGAGACCGAGGCAGAGGCCGAUUCCGAGGUCAAGGUCCAGGCAGAGGCAGAGGCAGAGGCAGAGGCAGUGGCAGAGGACUAUGAAUCAGCACAAUUGGAAGCAGCUGAAAGAGUAGCCUUCUUGAUCGCUGAUGCAAAAAAUAAGGAACAAAGAGUAGCUGAGUCUUAUAAGAAUUUACAAAAGUUAAUAGAGAUGAAAGAAGAAACAGAUGCAAUUCUCAAAAUAGCUCAAGAGAUCUUUGACAAAACAAUACAUGACUAUAGUAACGGAGACUAAAGUAGUGCAUCAAUGAGCACUUUGUUUGACGUAUGAACCAAAUAUAACCUUUCAAAUUUUAAAUUAUAAUUUUUUAGGAAUUUAUUUAUUAUUUUUUUUGUUUGUUUACUUUAUUUUUUCACGUAUU